AGAGCCGAGCGGUCGAGGAUUUGUGAAACUCCGUGGACGUUGGAUCCUCGACAUGGCCUGCUCCAAGCUCCUCGUGGCAUUUUUACUCGUCGCGAUGCUAGCAGUUGUAACUGCUAAGCCUGGUUAUCACGGAUUGGGUUAUGGUCACGGAGGUUAUCACGGAGGAUACGGCUACCCUAGCUACUCUUAUCAUCGAUAUCCCUACUUUGGCUAUGGUGCCGGAUAUGGAUAUGGUCAUGGAUUUGGCUACGGACACGGCAAGUGGGGCUAUCCAUAUGGCGGAUUUGGACAUGGUUACUUUAUCUGAUGAAAAACUCUGAGAUUCGGGC
Ceratosolen solmsi marchali is the source of this 329-nucleotide messenger RNA. RefSeq names its product neuropeptide-like protein 30. The coding region runs from base 53 to 307 and encodes 84 amino acids. Lineage: Eukaryota; Metazoa; Arthropoda; Insecta; Hymenoptera; Agaonidae. The record is from RefSeq and is a predicted model, not a curated record. The transcript is spliced from 3 exons.